Dicentrarchus labrax (European seabass) is the source of this 4491-nucleotide messenger RNA. It is a transcript of the gene dalrd3, whose product is annotated as DALR anticodon binding domain containing 3. NCBI's taxonomy places the organism in Eukaryota, Metazoa, Chordata, Actinopteri, Moronidae. Gene Ontology annotation, biological process: arginyl-tRNA aminoacylation; tRNA C3-cytosine methylation. Gene Ontology annotation, molecular function: ATP binding; arginine-tRNA ligase activity; tRNA binding. Bases 402 to 2126 code for a protein of 574 amino acids. The record is from RefSeq and is a predicted model, not a curated record. The transcript is spliced from 13 exons.
CGUUUGCACAAUAUUCACCAUUUAUUUGGUACUAUAAAGCCACAUUUUACAGUCAGCAUGUGUCCACAUACUUUUGACCAUAUAUCCCGGUAAAGAUUGCAGUACCUCUACCACACACUCGGUGGCGCUAUUAGGAACAGGUCCAAUACGGAAAUUCAACUCGGAAGAAACACGGAUUGCACUUCACUAGUUCCGCUGUGAAAAAAAAAAAAAAAAACAUCCAAUGCAGUCCUCCUCUGCAGCCGAUAUCUGACAUCGACCAGUGACUGCCCGUCCGGCUGAACACUGGCAUGUAAUCCGGCCGUGUUGGAGCCUAGCACAGCCUGCAUGAGCAGCAACCAGCGGGGUGUGGAUGCGCUGAUAGCCUGGUAGCGAGCUCACCUGUCCGUGUUGUGGUGGUGAUGGAGAACACCGAGGAGUCUUCGCCCCUCCGGAUCACUCCGACCGUCCGGGCGCUGAGCUCCGCACUGCGGGGGAAGCGUGACAAUGUCCCCGAUUCCAGCCGGGAAAACGGCGACAGGAUCUUCCCCGAUCCGGAGAAGCUUUGGUUCAAGGAGAGCAGCGCUAAAAAUCUGCGUAACAGGGACUUCUUGUCGCCGACCACGAUGCUUAACACGCUGUAUGCGGACGGACAGGUCCCUCCAGCAGUGAUGUCCAGGGUCCUGUCUCUCCGUGGCACUGGGGUUCUCCCUGUGGCUGGUGGGGAGGUAAUGGGUGAGGGACUGAGGGUGAGGGUGGACCGAGCAGCAGCCUUUAGGGCUGUCCUGGCAGGUGGAGCCACUGACUACCUGAUGCCCUCAAGUCAGAGGCAAGGCUGUGUGGUGCUCAACUGCCCCGCGCUGCACCCUAAACCCAGCACUCCCACUCCAGAUACACUGACUCUGGGCCAGCUGAGGACGGUUCUGUUGGCUGACCACAUGGGGGCGCUGUUGAGAAGACAGGGAUUUGCAGUGUCCUAUUGCCCCACGCUUCCUGAAGACAGCGACAUCAUCACCUUUCUCAGAGCUCUGGGCAUCGAUUGGCCGACAGCCCCAGCCAACUGGACCAACGAGAAGCGGGAGGAGAAGAUCCAGGAGGCGCUGGAGAGCUCCCCCUACAGAGAGAGGGAAACAGAAAGAGGCAGGAGGACCAGCGGCGGAGGAGGAGGAGGAGGAGGGAGGAAGGCAGAGGAGGGAGAGAACGAGGGAGCACUCAGGGUCAACCUGAAACGAGUGUUCCAGGAGGAGGGGCUGCUGGGAUACGACCCCAGCCUAGGUACCUGCACAGUACACAGAGACAGUGUUUCCCAUCUGGCGCAACUGGACCUAGCCACAGCCGACUGCUCAGUAGCCAUGGCAACAGCGUUACAUGUGACUUCCUGUCAGGAUGAGUUCCGCCAGCAGCAGAUAGCGGUGCUGUGGAGAGCCAGUGGAGCGACACACACACAGAGACAUCUGGUGUGUGGGCCUGUGAAGACUCCUGGUUCUCACCUCACUGCUGCUCAGUACCUGCAGCUGAGAAGAGGUCAGAUGAAGGAGGCCUCAGAGAUGAAGUAUGGAGAUCAAGUAGAAGGUCAGACGUGGGAUGACAUCAUCAGGGUCAUGACCUCCGCCACUGUCAGAUUUGAGCUGCUGUCUACUGUCCACACUAGUCCUGUGACACUGGACGUCCAGAGGGAAGGGGGCGUGUCCACCAAAGGGCCGAGAGGAGGAGUGUUUGUGAUGUAUAACUGUGCCAGACUGCACACUCUGUUCGACAGCUAUGAGAGAGGAGUGGAGAAGGGUCUAUACCCAGAAAUCCCUGAAGGCUCCCAGCUAGACUUCUCUGCUCUUAAAGAAGAGGGCGAGUGGCUUCUCCUGUUCAAUUACCUCAUUCCGUUCUCCGAGCUGCUGGACCAAUCAGGACAAGCGUUAGACUGUGAAGGAGGAGGAGCCAGAGUCAAUAUUAAGACUGAACAGAUCUGCAAAUUCCUCGUGUCUCUCAGUAAAGACUUCAGCUCGUACUACAACAGAGUCCACGUGCUGGGGGAGCCGUUGCCUCAUCUCUUCAACCAGAUGUUCUGUCGUCUGUAUCUGUUAAGAGCAUUGAGAGAGCUCUACCACAGUGCUCUGGACAUCCUUAACCUUCCCCCCAUCAGGCAACUAUAGCCACGACAUAGUACACUCUGCCUGUGAUCACUUUUAUCCCCUCCUCCCCACCCAUCUCACACAAACACACACUCACCUAUGUUUUGUAGCUUCAUCAUGUGCACACUUUGUUUAGCAAUGAACAAAUCGUGACCUUUCCCUCUUUUUGGCAGUGGUACAGUACAGUCUGAGGCUGUUGGUCAAUUAUGAGAUAUAGUUUUACCUGCCCACUGCUGUCAAUCAGAUGACUAUAGCUGGACAUACUGUAACUGUAAGAAUAUUUAAAGGACAUCAUUACACAUAAAUCAUGUAAUGUGAUGUCAGUAUGGUCAGUUUUUUACUUUCUGAGUCAGAGGAGAAGAUUGAAACCAAAUAUGAAGCUACUGGAAGCAAGCAGUUAGCUUAGCUUAGCAUAAAGUAAAGUAGAAGGAAACCACAAACCUGGCUCCGUCCAAAAGGUAACUAAAUUUACCUAUUGGCUAAUUGAAUUAGACAGAAUGAGGUUCACUGUUUCCCCCUGCUUCCAGUCUUUAAGCCACGCUAAGCUAACUGGCUGCUCAUAUUUACUGUACAUACAUGACAGUGGUAUCAAUCUUACUCUCUAACUACAGCAAAUAAGCAUAUUUUGCAAAAUGUCAAACUAUUGCUUUAAGUUUGGAUUAGUUGCUAAAUACGAUGUCCCUCCCAUAGUCGUACUUAGGCAUCAGAAUUUUAACAGCCACAUAAGGUCCAGUCUACAGUGUCCUUGUUUUGGAGGAUGGGAUGCUUUCUCUGUUGAAGCCCUACAUUGUAAUUUUAAAUUCUACUCUAAUCAUGUGACCAUAUGUUACACUUAUACACACACCUGAGACUUUUACUCUCAUUUUGGUGCCAAAAUCCCACCAGUAGACGCUCCAUCUAAACUGUAAUAAAAUGUUCUAAUUUAUUAUUAUCACAGUUGCCCCUUACUUAGUGUCUCCCCUCUCUGAAACACAUAAAAGUGUCUUAGUCACUGCCUGAAGAUUUUUUAACUGCUGAAGGUCACAUUUUAUGUGUUACCAACCUUGUAUUUAUCAAUGCCACACAAAUAUUUAUUGCUAGUUCAAAAAGAGAUCUGUACAGAAAAUAUAUUCUGCAUAUGAGUCUUAAAUGCUGUGUUCCUAUUAUUAUUCAGAGCCCUCUGAUUCAUCACAGUCAUCCUGCUUGAAAAAAUCCUAAUGUUCAGUAUCAAUCAACAGAUGUAACAGGUGUUAAGAAGUUAUUGACAAAAACUGUUCAUUAGCAGCAUUUAGGGCAUCGUGCCAUAACGUUAGAAAAUGCAUGAAAUGGCAUGAAAAUAAUUUAUAUAUAUAUAUAUAUAUAUAAAUAGUUUUAUGCCAAAAAUGUUGUUUAUAAAUUUUGUUAUGGGAAACAUAAUGACUUAAAAUUGAUCCUUCAGUAUAUGUGAAGUGUGUUGCCAUUUCAGUUCGGUACUGUCUCUUUAAAAUGUGCCAUAGCUUGUUUAAACUUUCUGCUUCACAUUUUUUUGUAAAUUGGUGGGUUUUUUUUAUUUUUAUGUGAAUAUCUCAUGUUGGAACAAAACAGUUAAUGUAUCAAAUAUCUUACAGACUCACUUCUCACUGCAUGAAAUGUUGUUUGACUGAUUGUUUUUAUUAAAUUUUAUUUCCUAUAGAAAAGGGAAUGGGAUGUUUACAAUAUGCUGAUUUAUUUACAGUGACUGUCUUGUUAACCACCGCUGUAAUUACCACAGUAUUAAAACCGAAGAGAUGCAGAAUGAGGGACUUCAAUUUUCUCCUUCCUUAUACUCUCUCACUGUAUCGGUACACAGCUGUAUAUAAUACAUACAGUUACAUACAUGUUCACUUUAGCCAUUGCUGUGUUUCUCUUGCUGCAGUGUUUCCAACCCUCAGGCCUCAACAUCUUGUACCUUCUUCUUCUAGCUCUCAUUCUUUUCUCCCUAACUCCCAUAUCUCCAAGAGCCCUUAUAUCUCUUUAUUCAGUACUGUAUUAUUUAAUCGCAUACAGAGCUUAAGCUUGCCCCUCAUUUCAGUGCAUCUGGUGUGAGAAGUUCAAGUACUUCCCCACCUAUUUUCUUUAUGGAGAUUUCUACAGCUACAUGUUGACUCAAACAGAGUCAAGGCAAGGGAACAGGAGCAAAACUAUGUUUAAAGGAAUAAUUAAUAACUCAUUCAAUACAACAUUGUGAUGGAUGACAUACAUUUUCUUUUUCUUGCUUUCAGUAGUUAAAAAAAAAUGACAUUCCUAUCCUGAAAAAUCUCUACAUAUAUGCACAUAUAUAAGUGUAUUCACUCCAUCUGAAUGUCAAACUCUCCUACACACAUCUGUCCGCCUACAGUUUCUGUUUGUUUCCUGUCUGCAGAAUUAAAAUAACCCUGACUGACUCUCA